CCGCACCCCUCGACUACAGACCUGCCAGUGGGGGAGAGGUAUGCAUGGGCUCCACCACAGCUGGACCAAAUGUCUGUGGUGAAGUGGAUGGACAUCCAGGCUGCGCCAUCUAGCAACUUCUCCACUCUUUUCCUGCAGCCCCGAUACAGGGAUGGCACCACCAUCCUGGAGAAGGUGGUAUGAGAGAAGUCCUUGUAGUGGGGAGACACAGCACCAUCAAGUGACAAAACCCUUCCUGCUCCACUAUCAAAGACUGGUAGUCAAGAGCCAGCAUCUCUUCCAGACACUGGGUGAUCUCCCUAGCAGUGGGCAGCUUGCCACCCACACUGCCCUUGCCCCUGGACAUGCUUCACUGCUCAAGGGAGGCCUGCCGGAGGACUGGCAGGAGCCUUGCUGCUGCUGCUUGUUUCUGCCUCCAUCUGUCCCAGAUUCAGGAGCCAUCCCAACCUGCAGGAGGUUGUUGUAGCCUGGUCAGAUUCUGAGUGCUAUGAAGAUGAGGAAGGUGAUACUGGAAUAAGUUAAGAGGGACCAAAGGAGGAUAGAAGUGGCCUAGCUAGAGUUGUUUUGGAAUCUCCUGGCAGUUCCAACGAGACUGGAGAAAGCGAUAUCAGUUCUCAUGAGAACCUGCUAGAAGUGCAAGCUGAGAGAAAUGUGGGAGACAAAUGUUUGUUUAGGUCAAGGCACUUGGAAUUACAAAGACAGAGCAUACAACAAAGACAGGCUCACUUUUUCCCAGAGAACUAGUGAUAAGGAGAGGAAUAGCAGGUGUAUGAGAAAUGAUGUUAUGGGAGAGACCUGAGACCUUUUUAAGUGGUUCCUGCUGGCACAAUCAUUUGUGAGAGCAAUGUUGUAUUGAGGUGAACAGCUCUCAGUUUUUGGUCCUAUGUUCUUGGAAUUCAUGUAUUCAAGUUUUUAAGUUUGUUCUUGCUUCUAGUUCAUGUGUGGCAUAGGUUGCCUGCCUUGGAUUCAUGCUAUCUUGUUUAUGGAUAUAUUUGUGGAUUGACCCUAAAGACUGUACAGUGUUCCCUCACUUAUCGCUGGGGUUAGGUUCCAGGACCACCAGCAAUAAGUGAAAAUCCGCGAAGUAGGGACACUAUAUUUAUUUUAAUAUUUAUACAUUACUUUAGUAUUUAUACACUAUUUUAAGUCUUUAUCAACAAUUGUGUGUUGAUAAAUCGCCUCCUUCUCCUCCUGUUGCCGCUUGGGCUCCUUUUCUCUUCCUUUGGCUUCUCCUUCCUCCCUUACUUAGGCUGUAAAUUGUAAUUUUUUAUGAUUUAUAAUAGUAUUUUAGAGUUUAUUGAAAAACCACGAAACAGCAAAUCCGCGGAAAGUGAACUGCGAAGUAGUGAGGGAACACUGUAUUUGAAAGGAUUUUGGACACUCGGCUAUCUUGGAAUUAACCUUUUGAACUUUCUCUUUUUUGAAUUUGCUUAUUUUUAUAUAUACUCUUCUUGAAAUAAACUUCUACUUACUGGAUAACCUGGACAGAGUGUGGUUUGAGGUGAAAAGGUGUUUCAGGACUCUGGGAGGCAAUGGGGUGGUGCCUCUUAAGAUGCAGUCAUUUGACAAAUGCUUGAGGUCUUUCUCCCUGCUGACACAGGGGAGAUUGCAUCUCAAAACCUUCCUCUCUACCAACUCCUGCACAAUCUCUACUAUUUCCUCCAGGGGCAGAUCCAGCUGUGUCUCCUCUGACUGCUCACAGGAAUUAAUGAUGGACAGCACUGCCAACCCAGAUUGAGACGCUCCUUCAGCAGCAAGAGAGAUCCUUUUAAUUUUAGUGAGUGUGGGAGGAGCAGAAGCACCUCUCCCUUUUGCUGCUCUCAAAGCCUGGCCAGUGCCACUAAACCCAGCAGCAGCACCCACACCAAGGCCAUGCCCCAUUAUAAUUAAUAUAUAUAAUUAUUUAUAUAUCGAUAUCUAGAUCUAUAUAGGUGUGUGUGUGAAAUGUUUGUACGCACCACUUGUGCAAAAGGCACACACAAAGCAGAAAAAGGAAAAAUACCGAAGACAGAGUAGAACAAACGUGAGAAAGGUGGGUUUUUUUUGUAUUUUUAAAAUAUAGCGAGGGCGGGGUGCACAGACCAGCAUACAGCACACAUCACAGACACAAGCUGAAGAAUUGAUGAAGGGAAGCGGGGCUGUAAAGGGCUUUAGAGAGGGAGUAGCACUAUGGAAUUUUUAGAAAAAAUGUUUGGUGCAACAGAGGAAUAGGAACAAAACAGAAAUCAGGACUGUUAAAAAGGCUAGGCUAGUAACUGCACACAGAGAAGAACAGAGCUCUAAAAGACAGGUCUAAUUUCUCCAAAUGCUAACUCUCCACAGAAGCUGAGCCUGGGGCUCCUCCCCUUUGCAGAAACUUUGCAAAAAGCUCUAGUUGUCUGACAAGUGAAAAAAAUGGCAUGCCGUGGUCAAUCACAUCCACCUGGCACUCUCCCUCUCACCCCAGAAAAUUGUUGCAUUUCCUAAUACAGAACUUCAGCCUGCAACAUUCAGAAUUUCUAAAUCUUUCCAAAAUAUUAUGGGAGCGGCUGUUUACUUUUGGAAAGAUUCAGAAGCUGGUUUGCUAGUGCGGUUUUCGAGGUUUUGUUAGUCUCGAUUGCUGAAUCUUCCAAAAUCUGAAACAACAUCCAGAAUUUAGCAUACCUCUAGUAGGUUAAAAACAAUAAAUUGUUCAAGUUUGCUUGUAAAAAUGUCAACUCACUAGAAGCAACAGAUAUACAUAUUCUUGUCAGAAAUGCCUAUGAAGAACAAAUACUGACUAUAAUGCUAUCCAAUACAGAUUCAAGGAAAUAUAUGUUUCCUCACUCUUGCAUACCUAUAGAUUUUAUUUUUAAUUUGAUGUAGACUUGUACCUGAAGUAUAUUUUGCAAUAAGAGUUCAGAACUGUCCAGUAGUUUUGCCAGUUUAGCAACUGUUCAACAUGUGUAUACUUUUAAUUAUUUUAAUUAUUUUCUCCUGCAAUCAUACAGGUGACUUAGAAGAACUAUUUCUCCUGGGGAUGCUUGGGACGGAGUGCUUUAACACCUGAGUUCCUACCUAAAGUAAUCCAGGAUAUAAUGUUCUGCUUUCACAUAAAAUGUAAUGUGAAAUUCAGCAAAUGACUCUGAUCUUCCUUUUCUUCUUCUUCUUCUUCUUCUUCUUCUUCUUCUUCUUCUUCUUCUUCUUUUCUCCCUUUUCUUCUCCUUUUAAGGAGUGGCAGCACCUUCGUUCUGGAGGCACUUAAGUCUACGAUAAGACAAGAUCAGCUGAACUUGAAUAUCUUGUCACAUAUCCAAGCUGGUCAUGUUCAGAAUCCUGCUAAAUUAUAGCCUUAACCCCUUUUUUGAAUGUUGCUUGUAUAAUCAAAUCUAAUUGUAAGUGGGAGGAGAAUUAAAUGGGCCUCCCAAGGACAUUCUUAAAAAGCAGAGCGUUUGAAAUAUUUAUCCCCACAAUAGCAUAGCCAGUAGCUUUCUCUAUUGAGAGGCUGAGACUGAAGGAUCAACAUCAAAGAUAUUAAAUAAACCAGAAAACUUUUCAGGAAAAAAUAAUUUAUGUUGAUAUUACUAGUAAAUUAUCUAAUUUUAAAAUUAGAUAAUAGAUUGAACAGAACCAUGUUAAUCAUAAGAAGUAUCCUGGAUACCAUUGAAUUUCUGAUUUUAUUUUUCUAUUACUGUUUGGAGGCAUUCAUUCUAAUGUUUUUUUGUCUUCAAAAAAAUGUUGCUGGGAAAAUAGUGCUUGUCACAGGAUCUGCGAAUGGAGUUGGAAGAGAGGUUUCCAUAAAUUUGGCACGUCUUGGUUCCAUUCUCAUUCUCUGGGACAUUGACGAAGAAGGCAAUUGUGAAACAGCAGAGCUUGCCAAAGCCAAUGGGGCUCUAGCCGUUUAUACCUACAAGUGUGACCUGCGCAAAAGAGAAGAAAUCUACGCAGUGGCAGAACAGGUUAAAAGGGAAGUGGGUGAUGUAGACAUCCUAAUCAACAAUGCAGGUGUCCUUAAAGGAAAGAUUUUCCUUGAUCUUCUUGACUCAGAUAUGGAAGAAACAUUAGAAGUGAACACUACUGCUCAUUUCUGGACUUGCAAAGCCUUUCUUCCAGCUAUGAUUGCCCGCAACAAAGGUCAUUUGGUUUCUAUUGCUAGUGUAUCAUCACUAGUGGCGUCCAAUAAACUAACAGAUUAUACUGCAAGUAAAGCUGCAGCAUUUGGGUUUUUGGAAUCUCUUGCUUUUGAAAUGAGAGCGGCAGGAAAGAAAGGCAUUAAAACCACCAUUGUCUGUCCUUAUUAUGUGGACACAGAAUUAGUUACAGGGGUACAAACUACCCGGCCAUUUCUAUUUCCUAUUUUGGAUGUAGGCUAUGUUGGGAAGAAAAUUGUGGAUGGUAUUCUGAAAGAGAAACUUUAUGUUGUCUUGCCACCAUAUGCCCGAUUCAUUCUUCUUAAAAUAUUUCUUCCUGCAAAAGUGGUUUUCCUUCUUGUAGAAUAUCUUGGUCUCCUCAAUAAUCUAGAUCACUUCAGAGGUGAAGUUCAAAGAGGACAAGUCACAAAGGACUCAACGGGACUUCCUCUUGAAGACUGAUUUCUGCCUACAAAGGUGGUUUUGCCUACUUGUAGAGUUUUGGUAUUCUUCGGGAAUUUAAAUCACUUCAAAAGCCAUAUUACAAGAGGACAUAAAACAAAGGACUGUGAAAUGCUUUACUACAUCCUAAAUGAGAAAUCUUCUUCUUGGUAACUGGUGGACUCCAUACCUAGGUGAUCUUCUGCUUCAUAUACUUCUACUAGACUAGUUAGCAUUGUUCACUUAUCCUAUACAUGCAUAAACUUCAAAUAUCAGAUACUAUAUUAAAAAUAGCAAAAUGGUACUGUUGGUGACAUUUAUCUUCAUAUUACUGUAAAUGCAUGGCAAAAUAUAUCAUUUAGAGGAGGUUCCCCAGCCCCUGGGUUAAUGACUAUUAUGUACACCAGUCUGUGGCACAUUUGAGAAAACAAACUGGGACUUGGGAAAGCUAAUGAUAGUUCCCGCUUCAAACAAAGACCUAGUGGAUGAUUUAUUAUGUCUCAGUCAUAAUCCCUAGCAGAAACAUGCAAGUACAAAGUAUUUGUUAAAGACUUUAAACUUUCUGACCUUUCCAAAACGUCAGGACCCUCUAGGUGUUUUGGUGUUAUUUCAUUACCUCUUACUUCUUAGCCAUAGGCCCCAUAUACUCUAUCUACACUGACCAUUUAAUGCAGUUUCAACCAAUACUGAAGAAAGAGUUUUCACUGUGCCGAUUAUUACACAGAAAAUUCUGGAACCACUCUGAGUCCCAGAUAGUGAUUAUAUAAACUACAAGAUUAUAAAUGGGUUCUAUAGCUGUGUGGAAGGGCCUUGAGUCUACACUGCCAUAUAAUCCAGUGCAAAUUAGAUAAUCUGUGGAAGAAGCCUACAUCGGCCUGUCCCCUAACUGAAACCUGGCUGUCCCUUGGUUGCUAGGCAACGAAGUGGGCAGAGAUUAGCCCUCUAAACUGGCAGCAAUUGGAUAAAAACAAUUAUUGCUCUCCCUCUAAUUAGGACUUUAUUUUUCUUUUCUUUUUGUUGUAUCAACCUUGAGGCGUGGAUGAUGGGUUGUGUUGUCAAAUUUCGAGGUUGGGGGGCCUGUAGUUUUGUUGUUUUGUCCACUGCCCUGAUGCCAUCACUCUUUUAUAUAUAUAGACAGAGCACUGAUACACAUUAAGAGAUUUCUUUCACAUGCUUUAGUGGGAGUCUGUUGUCUGGCCACCAAAAUUUAAAGCCAUAGAUUCAACAUCUCAAGGAAUAAGCACAGUUGGUACAUAAGUUUUAAAUUGCAAAACCACCCCUGGCCACCAUAGAAACCUAGGCACAACAGGUUACACUCCUCCUAAAGACACAGGUUUGCAAUUUGAGUAUAAUCCUGGACUCAGCAUUGAAUCUGGAGGCCCAGGUUUCUAUGGUGGCCAGGAGUGGCUUCACAGUUUAAAACCUAUACACCAACUGUACUUGUUCCUUGAGAUACUGGAUCUAGCUAUGAUAAUAAGUGCCUUAAUUACAUCUCAUUUAAAUUACUGUAAUACACUCUACAAGGAGCACACCACUCCCUUUUUGCAACAACUCCAAUGACUGCCAGUGGUGCUGUGCUAUGAUCGAUAAAGCUCUAUAUGGCUCACGUUCAAGCAAUUUGGCAGACUGCAUCUCCCUGUAUGAACUGGCCCAGGCUCUGAGAUCAUCAUGUUGUCAAGCCACAGCACCCCCCUCAAAGAUUUAUAGACCAUAAAGAGACUCCAAGUAAGAUAUUAUUUUUUUUGUUAUUUUUGAAAUUUUUUCCAUGACUCCAAACUUGCAAAAUGUCAAAGCUUUUAGAGGCUCUGGGGUGGACCUAGCAGCAGCUGUACCCUAAAACUCUAUCAAAUCUAAUCCUUCAAUCAAUGUAUCAACUUGUAUCAUUUAUGUAUUGUGUCAAUUCUUAAAUAUAUAAACUGUAUCAGAUAUAUGUAUCAAAAUGUGUCUUGAAGGCAGCUGCCUCCCUCUGUCUUCAGUUUGCAUAAUCCCUUGGGAAAGAAUAACAUGGCUAGGGUCCCUCUUGCUAUUUCCGAAGCCAGAUAAAUAUCAACACCUGUGUGUGUGAGGGGGAAAAGGUUUAACUAAAAAGGAUUGGAGUGAAAGAAUGUGGGAAUAUAUGCUAAUGGUCAACCUAGCCAAUAACAGGAGGAACAAAAGUAAUGAGGACUUUUUGGAAAAGUGGAAGUUGGUCAUGGCAUAUCUGAGUGGAGAGUUAGUGACAUAGAGGAAGAGGUUUUAUUUUGUGUGGGAUAGGGGUUUUGGGUGCGUGUAUAGUCUGUAAUACAUCGUGUGUUGUUGUUUGAAUGUUAUGGUGAACUCUUAUAUUACGAAAAAUUAAAUGAGAAGAAAGUAUAGACUGAAAAUAGUGGAUAACAAUAAGAAGUAGCAACUUUAUAUGUAGAAAUAGCAAGACUAAAUUAUGUAUUUUAAGUUACUGAUUUUAAUAUGCAUGCAAUGUCAAAGAUAGCUUGUUUGACUAAUGUAGAUAUGCAUGUAUUAUUGUUACUUGAUGAUAUCUGCUAUGAUCUGUUGUUCUGGUAUGUACCAUAACACUAAUAAAAUUAAAAUAAAAACC
Anolis carolinensis (green anole) is the source of this 7104-nucleotide messenger RNA. RefSeq names its product epidermal retinol dehydrogenase 2. Gene Ontology annotation, molecular function: oxidoreductase activity, acting on the CH-OH group of donors, NAD or NADP as acceptor. NCBI's taxonomy places the organism in Eukaryota, Metazoa, Chordata, Lepidosauria, Squamata, Anolidae. The record is from RefSeq and is a predicted model, not a curated record. The transcript is spliced from 7 exons. Gene Ontology annotation, cellular component: lipid droplet. Bases 3531 to 4550 code for a protein of 339 amino acids.